This is a messenger RNA of Centrocercus urophasianus (Greater sage-grouse), 2985 nucleotides long. RefSeq names its product cerebellar degeneration related protein 2 (gene CDR2). Lineage: Eukaryota; Metazoa; Chordata; Aves; Galliformes; Phasianidae. The record is from RefSeq and is a predicted model, not a curated record. The transcript is spliced from 5 exons. Bases 57 to 1427 code for a protein of 456 amino acids.
CCGCCGCCGCCCGGCGCGAGGUGAGCGCUGCGCCCUGUCCGCUAGGGAAGGGCGCGAUGCUGGCCGACAGCCUGGUGGAGGAGUUCGAGAUCCGCGAGGAUGAGCCGUGGUACGACCAGCAGGACCUGCAGCAAGAUCUUCACCUUGCUGCUGAGCUUGGGAAGACGCUACUGGACCGCAACACUGAAUUAGAAGAAUCUUUACAGCAAAUGUAUGCAACAAAUCAAGAGCAACUGCAAGAGAUAGAGUAUCUCACAAAGCAAGUGGAGCUCUUGCGUCAAAUGAAUGAUCAACAUGCAAAAGUUUAUGAACAGUUGGAUGUGACAGCAAGAGAACUAGAAGACACUAAUCAAAAGCUAGUUGCAGAGAGCAGAGCAUCACAACAAAAGAUACUAAGCUUGACAGAGACUAUUGAAAAUCUGCAGACACACAUAGAUGACCUGCAAAGGCAAGUAGAAGAGCUGAAAAAGUCUGGACGAGGCCGGAUGAACCAUGAGAGAUCUGACCAGCCAAGAUCAAUGCACAGCUUCUCGUGUUUGAAGGAGCUGUACGACCUUCGCCAGUAUUUUGUUUAUGAUCACGUGUUUGCAGAAAAGAUUACUUCAAUGGAUAGUCAGCUAAAUCCUCUGGAAGAAGAAAAUGAGAACUUGAAGAAGGCAGUUACAGUUCUGCAAGCCCAACUCAACCUAGAAAAAGAGAAGAGGGUAACAAUGGAAGAGGAAUACAGUCUUGUGGUGAAAGAGAACUGCGACCUUGAACAGAGGCUUGUCGAUAUUGACUUGUAUCGGGCUCGUGCAGAGGAGUUGGAAGUGGAAGUAGCUGAAAUGCGACAGAUGCUUCAAUCUGAAAACGCACUCCACAAUGCAGAGAAAUUGGUGCCAGAAUCCUUUUUCAUUUCAUUUAAAGAAUCUUUAGAAAGGGAGCUUGGUCAGAGCCCAGCUGAUGAUGGGCUUCUGACUGUCCCUGAACUUGAGAAAAAGGCAUUGAAGCGGAGCAGUAGUGAAAAUUUCUUGAGUAGUGCUGCAGGGGGAGACAUUCUAAGGGGCCAUGAAGAAACGUGCAUCAGGAGAGCUGAAGCUGUGAAGCAGCGGGGAAUCUCUGUACUCAAUGAAGUUGAUGCUCAGUAUAAUGCUCUGAAAGUGAAAUAUGAGGAACUUUUGAAGAAGUGUCAAAUGGAUGAAGAUUCUUUGAAACACAAGGCUGUACAAACACUGAAGCAGUAUUCUAAAGACAGUGUGGGAAAUACCCAGUAUGAUCUUUCAGCUAACAAUCAAGAAUUCACGAAUGCAGGAGAAUCACUUUGCUCCACAAAUACUCUUCCUGAAUAUAAAGCACUCUUCAAGGAAAUCUUUAGCUGUAUCAAAAAAACAAAGGAAGAAAUAGAUGAGCACAGAUCUAAGUACAAGUCCCUUUCUUCUCAGCCAUAACGUUAGAUGUUCUGAUGACUGAUUUGUUGCUGGUGACAAAUUUGUUGCCCAGAAAGGGGGAAAGACUUUACACAAAUGUCGAAAGACCCCUUGCACAGAUGUUUCUUUUAGCACUAAAAAGGAAUGUUUUCAAUUGGCUCAUAGAGAGUAGUUAAAAAGCUAGUUAGACUAGCAGUCUUCCUGUAGGUACGUAGCAAUAGAUGUAAUGUUGUUUGGCACUGUCACACGAACUAGUGGUUGUAAAGGAAACAAAAUUGUAGCUUAAUACUACAAUGCUACUUAACACACUUGAUUUCUGGCAGAAACUGACAAUAGUUUUCCUAGUCCACUUCAAAUUAACAGAGCUAAGAAAUCCGUACACUACUUCUCACAAAGAACUAGGUAAAAGCUUUUCUUUAACUUGCAUGUGAUCAUCUAGCCCAGUAACUGUAAAAAAAAAAACAAAAAACCAAAAAGCCCCAGGUCAGUAUCACAGGCAGCCUCUCCUCGAGUCCUGAGAAUGAAGUUAGUGAAUCUAGCUGAAUUUGCUUUGGCAGGGAGAUGGAGAGCUAGCAUAGCAGCUUGCGCUGUGCUUGGUAAAGUUAAUGCCAUGUGUUCACAUGAACUAGGCUCUUCUAUGGAUAAGUAUAGAUGUCUUUGUACUGAGAAAGACUUUGACAAGAAGUUUGUGUGGCUAUUUAGGUAUGGUUUCUUAUUUAGGGAACUUGGUCUUAAGGUGAGGUACUGUGAAUUGAUUACAUGUUAUUUGGAGCUGUUUUUGUUUUUUUUUUUUUUUUUUGUGGGAGGCCAACAAAGUACCUACUAGUGUGUAUUUGGCAAGACAAAGUUGCAAUUUAGUCAUUUAACUUUAGCAGUAGAAUUGAUACAGUGAGAUAGCUUUUAAGCUCACAUACCACAAACUCCAAGCACUGAAGGAGACGGGUCAGGUAAAGCCUUAUCUUACAGGUUUGCCCAUUGCUUCCACUAUCAGCUUCAGUGAACCUGUUCCAUGCUGCCUAUGGAGUGGUGGGAGGCUGGAUGCAACACUGCUAGAACAUAUCCUACUGAAAAUGUGGGGCUGUGUUGUUGUUCAUACUUUCCUCCUCCACUCCCUAAUAGUAGCUCAUAGGUAUUCAAAUUCUGAAAAACAAAAUAUGCAGAAGUACAUUCUUUAGAACUGCUUUGAAGUAUGAAGAAUGGAAAACAAAGGCUAAGCAAUUAAGGAGAAAGAAGGCACCAGGAAAGGUGACAUCCUUCUUACACAGGGUCUCAUAGCUUAAUUUGGUUAGCUCUUCUUGGGAACUUCCUUAUUGCCUGUCUGAGUUGCUGCAAUAUACCAAAACAGCUGGAAGAGUGACAGUUUCUCAGCUUUAGUUCAACUGCUGCUAUUAAGUUGUCUGCCUUAUUUACCUGUUAAGCUUGUGUACAGUUGUCCUUCAUUUGCAGUAUUAAGACUCUGUAUUGUGGGAAUUUCUCAAAAAUAUGUAUUGCAUUCUUAAGAAUUAUUUAAAAAUGGGAAUCCGAAUGUUGUAAAUAUUUUUCUAAGCAAAUAAAUAAGCCAGUCAAGCUCCACGUCUAA